Molecule: messenger RNA, 10175 nt
Organism: Oncorhynchus kisutch (coho salmon)
Lineage: Eukaryota; Metazoa; Chordata; Actinopteri; Salmoniformes; Salmonidae
Gene: lrp5
Product: low density lipoprotein receptor-related protein 5
Exons: 17
Coding region: 6128-9229 (1033 amino acids)
Biological process (GO): nervous system development
Molecular function (GO): protein binding
Source: RefSeq, a predicted model, not a curated record
CAUAAUUUAAGUUUGCUGAUGACACACGUGGUAGGCCUGAUCACCGACUAUGAGAGAGGAGGUCCGUGAUCUGACAGUGUGGUGCCAGAAAGACAACCUCCACGUCAGCAAGACAAAUGAUUUGAUCAUGGGACAACAGGAAACAGCGUGCCGGGCGCACCCCGAUCCACAUCAACGGGGCUGUAGUGAAGCGUGUCGUGAGCAUCGCUCCUCACAGUAGUGAAGAAAACAUGACCUCUCAAAGCAACUGCUCUCUCUAUCCCUUGAUCGCACAUUCUUCUUAGUAGGAGGCGUGAAAGAAACCAAGACCGGCCAAGUAGCUGCACAAUGGAUUAUGGUCAUUGUAGUUAAUUAUCACAUUUUCUGCAUCACUUAAUUCUUACGUUAACAUGUAGAACAUUGGCCUGUUGGAAACUACAACCCCGUAAUACAUUGCACAGUUUGGGCAUCUAUCUCUAGAGAAAAUGCAGUACAAUGUGCGCAUUGAGCUCACAGGGAGAAGGACAAAAAUUCAGAAAAUGGAAUUUAAAUAAUUGAACCGAAGUCUAUCAAUUAGUUUAAAUACCAAAAUAACCGUUUUGGUUAAUCACUCAGUCCGAGCAACUAUUUUAACUAUUAGUGCUAUCUGCAUGAACCCUCUAUGCACCAACUUUUUGACUCUUCACUUACGCUACUGUUUUAUCUAUCCUGUUGCCUAGUUACUUUACCAAUACCCAUAUCUACCUCCAUGACCUUGUACCCCUGCACAUCGACUCGAUACUGGUACCCCGUGUGUGUCUAGCCACGCUAGUCAUUGUGUGUUUAUUCCUCGUUAUUUUCUUUCUGCAUUGUUGGGAAGGGCCCGUAAAUAAGCAUUUCACUGUUAGUCUACACCGGUUCUUUACGAGUCGUGACAAAUAACAUUUGAUUUGAAUUGUGUUCUGCAUCACAUUAGACUCCUGUUGAGUUCCAGAGGACGGUUCCAAUUAUGAUACUAGACAUUUGAAUUGCGGAAUUGAUAUUUAACUUUUCUAUUUAGAUAUUUUGUAAACAUGACACCAACUCAGAUCCACCAUUUUUGUUUUUAAGAUAGUUUUCAGACCAAAUGUCAACAUGUAUAAGCAAAUUAAAAUGUUAAGAUUUAAGUCUUAUACAAGAUUUUGAUCAUAUGACCAAUAGUAGUCCAUUAAACCAAAUUUUGUUAAAGGCUUCAAACAGAAGCAUAACUUUAUAUUUUGAGUGACACAAUUCAAAUGUUAUUUGAGAAUAUAGCAUUUCUCCUCCUUUCCUGCUUAUUUCCUGUGGAGGUGGUCAACCCUCAUAAGGGAGGGUGAGUGAGAAAGGCUUGAAAAGGGAGUUGGGGGGGGAAAGUGCAUGGAACAUUGUUUGGGGGGGGGGGGGGGGGGGGGGGGUUAUAAAGGAGAACUGGAGGGGGAAAGAAAAGCAGUAUGGACAUUCUGUUUGAAUUAAGGCAGCGCUGUUCUUGGCCUUACAUAGAAAACGGCAGAUAAAAAGAUAAUAUCAUUUGUUGCCGAGUCGGGCCUUCAGAAGAACUGGCCAAACCUCAAGCGAAACCCUAUAAUAUUUCAAAGCCAAUGGUGAAUAGGGAGGUUGUUUCGUGUGAAGCGGCCUGAGGGGGGGCUGUAUUCGGGAGUGGGGUAAUUGGUCAGAUCUGGCAGGUAAGAGGUGGUGUGUGUGUGGGGGGGGAGCUCGCUCGCUCAUGUGGAGAUUUGAUUUUGUGCAAUUCUCCUAGACUUCUCCAUAUAAUGCAGUCCACAAGGUUAUGCAUCUUGAUGGUGAUCCCAAAGCUGAGCCAAUAAUAUGAUGGGUAGGUAUAAACACAGCAACAAACCCAGGAAAACGCAUCCCAGCUCCCACUACUACAAAUCUAUCUAACUUCUGCAGAAUGCUGGCUUUAUAGCCUAAUGAUUUAAAUUAGAAUAAACUAGUGCUUGACAUUUUAAAGGGCCAGGGUCUGUAGGGAAUGAUGGUUUGUAAUUCAGAGACUUAAGUGGUAAGAAAUAAAUGUGUCACUCCUGAUUUUGUUAAUCUAGUGUAAUGUGAGAGUGAAAUGGCCUGUUCUGUGUUGGUCAGGCCUCGGUAAUACUCAAGAGCAGCUUUAGGCUCGCUAGUAGAGACUGGUCUUUGGAGGCCAUGUGGCCCGUUGUCACACUGCCCCUGCCCACAGAAUUUGUAUGGCAUCUGUGACACUAAGGCACAAAUAGGAUAUUUAAAAUCGGCUGGCAUUGAAGCCCGCCAAGCAGGGACUGCCGAGUGGCACAGUAGUCUAAGUCACUGAAUCUCAGUGCUAGAGGCGUCACUACAAACCUUAGGCUGUAUCACAACCGGCUGUGGAUGAGAGUCCCAUAGGGCAGCGCACAAUUGAACCAGCAGCCUUAGUUUGGCCAGGGUAGGCCGUCAUUGUAAGUAAGAAUUUGUUCUUAAAUGACUUGAUUAGUUAAAUAAAUAAAGUUACUUUCUCUGACUUGCUGAGGAGACUUUCAUAUUUUGUUUUCCUCUCAAUAAAAUAGUUUUCUAAUUUUUCCAAGGGUUGGAAAAGAUUUCUGCUCAUAGAAGUGCCAUCAAUGUGUUUUCUCUGUUGCUCCUAAAUCCUGUGGAAUCCACAUUUCUAGAUCUAGCAUAAUAAGAUCCAGAUCCAACUUAUUUAACAAACCUUACUUGUUGUAUUGCCAACUCUUUACCUUCAUUUUUUUGUUUAGAAAAAGAAUGUGUGUUUGGGUGUGUUGAGUCUAUUUUUGUUUGUUUGCAAGAUUUUUCCUUUUUGGUGGAAAGGAGGUCAAUUCCUUCAACACUUUCUUCACCCUGUGGCAUAUGUUUGAAUGACCUCAGAGGCCUGCUUAGGUUUGUUCUGGGCUAAUUUACCUAGGCAGCUGGCACGUUUUUAAUAACACAAAAGGGUCCAGUAUGCACUGGCAGCCAUGCGUUUACCCGAGCCUGCUGUCUAGGGCCUCCCCUCCCCUCCUCCACUCCUUCCUUUCUCCCCUCCACUCCCAGGCCGGCCCCAGAAGGAGUUAACCUGGAGAAAGUGUGGCCGUGCCGCUGGAAUCCAGGGCCAAAAAUUGAUAAGCUGCGCACUUACACCGCUCGCCUUGCAGCGCAUCAAAGGAUUAUGUGGAAUUGUCAGGAUAGGGAGUAACAUGACUCCAGAGCAGUAAUCCUACCUGGAUUAGACUGCGGGGGGAAAAGGUAGAGGGGAGGAAUCAUCCCAGAGUUGUGGCGGUUUCCUCCAUUGCUGGGAUUUUGGUAGUAUAUACGCGGGUGAGCGCCUGAACAAUGUCCUGUUGUCCACUGAAAGCAAAAGGGGGAAACAGACGUUUUGAAAGGUAUGCCAUCCAAUAACAUGUCUAAUUACACCAGUGGAAUGAAUUCAUGCCAAACACCUAGGAAACCAUGAGACAAACAUCAACCCCAUCCUGUGUUCAACAACACUCCCAGUGUUCUGUACAUAUUGUUAGAACCCAAAGUCGAAAGUCUGCUUCCAAAGCAUAACUGGUCAUCCAUAUUUUAAUUGGGACAAGAUAACGCACUAGUAAGGCCUAACUACAGAAUAACAAAUAUUUACAUUCCAAAGACAGGAAAAACAUUUAAAAUGAUCUGUCUCCCUCAAACAGGGAAUCAUAACAUUCAUGGAACUUGGAAUACCACACACGUUGUGUGAAGCUUCCAGGAAAGUUGAGGUAUUAUAUCUCUGCUAGCUGUGGCUGUUAUAGAAACCUGUUUGUUGAGCGUCACGUGACCCACCCCAGAGAUGACCCACCCUCUCCCCCAGUGUUACUGCACUUCAAUACACUGUUCAACUUCAAAGACAAGUUGGAGUGAGGUGUGAAAGACAUUUCUGCUAGUUCCCCUUUAAGACUUUGCACUCUGAGUCUUAUUGGGUGGCUUGACUUGUGCUUUGCCCCUUUUAAAAAAAGGUCUAGCUGCAGUUUCUAUAUCCAUUUUUGGACUUACAAAUUGAUAUGUACCCAUUUGAUUCUUGAAGAAUAUAACAUAUAAAUUCCAUCUUAGCUUAACUGUAGUACCCCAUCAGAACUUAAAAUAUGAGCUUGUUUUACGCCAAUGUUUGUUUACAAACACUGUAUAGCCUCAACAUGGUUAACUAUCAUUUUGAUGGCAUUCUUUACAUCCCUAGCUCUGUCUGUGAAUUUGACUUAACAUUUCUCCAGCCUUAUCGCUCAGCUUUUUACUGAAACCGUGGUGGGAACAACUUAGUCACACGGUACAAAUGUCCAAUAAAGAAUGCUGGGUGUAAAGUGAACUCAAUCCACCCCAUGAGUUUGUCAGCCAUGUGGUCAGAGCAGUUUAGUGAACCAGAUUAUCUUCCAUCUCACCUUUUUCCCUCCUCAAAAGCGACACCAUUUCUCUGUGGUGUCAUUCUGCCAGUCCCCCUCAGUGUGCUGCCUGCAAUGUACCCAGUUUUUCUUUAUAUUAGGAGAGGGAGGAAGUCAGUCGCUCCACCAGCUGUAGGAAGCGAGGGACUGAAUUUCAGGAAUGAAUCAAGUGGACUCCCCUCCAGGGCAGCAGCCCCAAUCCCUAGCCCUAACCCAAUCUCCGUCUGCACUCUCUGCUCCACACAGGAAGGGCUCGAGAUGGGAACCACAUCGUACAGGAAGUCUUUAUUUUAAGAGCUCCAAUACUCUACAUUAUUAUGGCCGUCACCUGGCAGAAUGUCUAAAUACAAAUCUACACGUCAGCCGAUAACUGCUGAAUGGGCCUAAGUUUGCCUUAACUCGAGCAAUUCAAAGUCAUCUGGAAGAGCACAGGAUCUUAGAAGUACCAAGUUGCCAUUAUGUUAAAUACUUGCUUUGAACAGCACAUAAAGGUGUACUGGUGCCUUUUGUGCUCAAUUCCUGUAGGGUUGUGUGCUUGUGGUCAACAUCUUGUUUUCAUCCAGAGCAGGCCAUUUAAAAAAUGUUUUUGAUACUGCGUGUCUGAACCACUUCAGUUUGUCUCCCACCAAAAUGAAGACCUAGGGUGGGUUGGUUGGUUGCAUGGACUGAAUUACACCCACGUGAACCCACUGAUACCUCCAUGCAAGCUGAUCUGCGUAGCGUUUGGUUUCUCCUGGAGCAGAAUAUGCUCACCAAGUCACGUAGUAGUGGCUGCCAUAAGAUGCCACACUCCAGAAUUUUCGGUCAGACGGAAAUAUAUCCUGGAGCUGACACCAGUUUGCGGAGAAAAAAGAAAAAGAAAAAAAAGGCUCUAUUUUCAGAGGCACAGUUUUGUGUAAUGGUAAUGCCGGGUAGUCUAGGAUUUGUCGAGUGUAAUUGCAGUCUUUUCUGAAAUAAGCACAGUUCACUUCCCAGGAAGGAACAUUCGGUUUCAGUUCUCUCUUUCUGCACCGUAAAAGAGUGAAGCAUGCUUUGGCACCACUCCUUACAUCCGUGUACUUCAGUUUCCUCCCUCUCUGCAAUGCAACACUUGUGACCAGGAAUCGCAUACUGUCACAUUUUAUUCAUUUUUAAACGUGAUACAAAUAAGGAUUUAUUUGCUGUCUCCCACAGAUGUUUUUCCUAGAUGGAGAUAUUCAGUCAUGCUCCAUGGUUAAUGGUAAUCUAUGAAAAUCAAUAGUUUGUCUGUUUGCAGUUUGGACUUCUCUUGGUUUGAAAUGUCUCCAUGAUUUGGCUUUAAUACACGCAGCAAGAACGUCUUGAAAUUAGUACUCAACAAAUAUUAUGUGAAGGGUCACUGUCAGUGCAAUGUAUCCAGUUGUCAGAAACCUGGUCUCACCUGUUAUUUUUUUAUUUACCCAAGGUUAUCAAGUACUAGAUUGCAUAACUCUUAUUGAUGCCUACAGCAUCUAUGGGGUGUGAGUGGAUGCGUGUCUUACAGAACAAGAGCCCGAGGAUAAAUCAAACUCUGUUGCUCAUACUUGGCACACUGAGGAUGCCUAUUAGUUGCCAGUUCCUACCAUUUUGCCCUUGAGCAAAUCACCCUACUGCGCCAGGUGAUUGACGUGGACGGCUCCAACAGGGUGACCCUGCUGGAGGACAAGCUUCCCCACAUCUUUGGCUUCACGCUGCUGGGCGACUACAUCUACUGGACGGACUGGCAGAGACGGAGCAUCGAGAGGGUCCACAAGACCGACGCUAUCCGAGAGAUCAUCAUCGAUCAGCUGCCUGACCUUAUGGGUCUCAAGGCCACCAGAGUCACAGAGACUUCCGGCACGAACGGCUGUGCGGAAGACAACGGCGGCUGCAGCCACCUUUGUUUCCACCGGCCCCAGGGCCUGCGCUGUGCCUGUCCCAUGGGCCUGGAGCUGCUCAGUGACAUGAGGACGUGCGUGGUGCCCGAGGCUUUCCUGCUCUUCACCAACCGGGCUGACAUCCGCUCCAUCUCUCUCGGCACAAACUCUAACGACGUGGCCAUCCCCCUCACCGGGGUCAAGGAGGCCUCCGCCCUCGACUUUGACGUCUCCGAGAACAGGAUCUACUGGACUGACGUUAGCACCAAGACCAUCAGCAGGGCCUUCAUGAACGGCAGCUCUGUGGAGCAUGUGAUAGAGUUUGGCCUGGACUACCCAGAGGGCAUGGCAGUGGACUGGAUGGGCAGGAACGUGUACUGGGCCGACACCGGGACCAACCGCAUCGAGGUGGCCCGGCUGGACGGACAGUACCGGCAGGUCCUGGUGUGUAAGGACCUGGACAACCCUCGCUCCCUGGCCCUCGACCCCGCCAACGGUUACAUGUACUGGACUGAGUGGGGAGGCAAGCCCAGGAUCGCCAGGGCCCACAUGGACGGCAGCAACAUAGUGACCCUAGUGGACAAAGUGGGCAGAGCAAAUGGCCUCACCAUCGACUACAUUGACCAGAGACUGUACUGGACCGACCUGGAUACCUGCAUGAUAGAGUCAACCAACAUGCAAGGUCUGCAGAGGGAGAUAGUGGCUGACGACCUCCUCCACCCGUUUGGUCUGACCCAGUACCGGGAUUAUAUCUACUGGACAGACUGGAAACUGCGCAGCAUCGAGCGGGCCGACAAGCGCAGCGGCCUCAACCGCACCAUGGUCCAGGGACACCUGGAGUACGUCAUGGACAUCCUGGUCUUCCACUCCUCCCGCCAGGACGGUGCCAACGACUGCUCCCAGAACAACGGCAACUGUGCCCACCUGUGCCUGGCGUCGCCCGCCGGCGCCCAGUGCCGCUGUGCCUCCCACUACACCCUGGAUUCCAACGGCAGAAACUGCAGCUCCCCCUCCAGCUUCCUCCUGUUCAGCCAGAAGGCCUCCAUCAGCCGCAUGGUUCUGGGGGAGCAGAGCCCCGACAUCAUCCUGCCCAUCCACGUCCUCCGCACCGUCCGGGCCAUCAGCUAUGACCCCCUGGACCACCUGGUCUACUGGGUGGAUGGAAGGCAGAACAUCAGGAGGGCCCGCGACGACGGCACACAGUCAUCAGUGGUGGUGUCCACCACUUCCACCCACCAGCAGCAGCCUGACAAGCAGCCCCACGACCUGAGCCUGGACCCCUACAGCCGUACUGUCUACUGGACUUGUGAGGCCACCAACACCAUCAACCUCCAGCGCCUAGACGGAGAUGCUGUGGGCGUGGUGCUGAGGGACGAGCACGACAAACCCAGAGCCAUCGUUGUCAAUGCAGAGAAAGGGUACAUGUAUUUCACCACCAUGCAGGAUCGCUCUGCUAAGAUCGAGGGAGCGUCUCUGGACGGGACGGAGCGGGAGUCUCUGUUCACCACGGGUCUGAUCCGGCCUGUAGCCCUGGCCCUGGACAACAAGCUGGGGAAACUCUUCUGGGUGGACGCUGACCUGAAACGCAUCGAGAGCAGUGACCUCACUGGAGCCAAUCGGAUCGUCCUCCAGGACUCUAACAUCCUGCAACCCAUGGGUCUGACGGUGCUGGGAGAGCACCUGUACUGGAUCGACAGACAGCAGCAGAUGAUCGAGCGUGUGGACAAGCUCACGGGGGAGAAGAGGACCCGCAUCCAGGGUCGAAUCUCCUACCUCACCAGCAUCCACGCUGUGGAAGACAUGGACCCUACCGAGUUUGCUUCUCAUCCCUGUUCCCGUGACAACGGAGGCUGCUCACACAUCUGCAUCGCCAAAGGAGACGGGACGCCUCGCUGCUCCUGUCCCAUGCACCUGGUCCUGCUGCCCAACCUGCUCGUCUGUGGAGAGCCGCCCACCUGUUCCACAGAGCAGUUCACCUGUGCCACAGGCGACAUCGACUGCAUCCCCAUGGCGUGGCGCUGUGACGGCUUCGCCGAGUGUGACGAUAACAGUGACGAGGAGAGGUGCCCAGUGUGCUCGGCCUUCCAGUUCCAGUGUGACAAGGGCCAGUGUGUGGAUGCUCAGCUACGCUGUAACGGAGAGGCAGACUGCACAGACAACUCCGAUGAACAGGACUGUGACACUAUCUGCCUGCCCAACCAGUUCCGCUGUAACAACAACCAGUGCAUCCUGAAGAAACAGCAGUGUGACUCCUACAGCGACUGUGCUGACAACUCUGACGAGCUCUUCUGUGAAUUCCUCACCCCCUCGUCAAACGACAUUCACUCAUCUCACACCAGCACCAUAGGCCCUGUCAUUGGCAUCAUCCUGUCCGUGUUUGUGAUGGGAGGGAUGUACUUUUUGUGCCAGCGGGUCGUGUGCCGCCGUUACAAAGGUCCCAACGGAGCCUUCCCCCACGAGUACAUCAGUGGCACCCCCCAUGUACCCCUCAACUUCAUCGCCCCUAGCAGCUCACAGAACGGAACCUUCACCGGUAAAGAAGGUAUCUCGUGUGGGAAGUCUAUCAUGAGUUCUGUCAGUCUGAUGGGUAGCAGCAGUAGUGGAACUCCGCUCUACGACAGGAACCAUGUGACAGGGGCCUCCUCCAGCAGCUCAUCCAGCGCCAAGGGAGCCUUCUAUCCACAGAUGCUCAACCCUCCUCCCUCUCCAGCCACGGAUCGCUCCCUGUAUAACGCAGAUGUCUUCUACUCCUCUAACAGUCCCUCCACCACCAGGUCUUACAGGCCUUAUCUUAUGCGAGGCGUGGCACCCCCCACCACCCCCUGCAGCACUGACGUCUGUGACAGCGACUACACCACAAGUCGCUGGAAGAGCAACAAGUACUACAUGGACCUUAACUCAGACUCUGACCCCUACCCUCCUCCCCCCACCCCCCGGAGCCAGUACCUAUCAGCAGAGGAGAGCUGCCCCCCUUCUCCAUCCACAGAGCGCAGUUACUUUCACCUCUGUCCCCCGCCCCCCUCACCCUGCACUGACUCUUCAUGACACCCGGGGAAAUGGCCAUGUCUGUAAAUAAUUUUAAAUAUGAACAAAUUAGAUAAUUCUAUUUUAUUCAUUUCCACUGGUUGCCAUGGGUUAAAGUGGGGAUGGGAUGGAAUAGGGCCAGAUCAAGUGUGAAAUUGUUGUACAGUGUGAAAUGUAUCACUUUUCUUUAUCUUUCAUGUUUCCCCACCCUCGUUUCAGAUGGAGUGUCAUCCUAAUUUAGAGAAUACCUUCAAUUUGACUCCAUUCUAUUGGCCUUUGUUUUUUCAGCUAAAUACUUUAGAACUCCCUUCAAACAACAGCUACCUAUUUACGGUGACAUUUUUAACAAGCGGACACCAAUAUUGGUUUGGAAGUACUCUAUUCAAAAAUAUUAAGCUGGUAAUGUGGCCAGCCAAAAUAAAAAAUAAUAAAAAUAAAUAAUUAUAUUGUAAAUAUUUGUAAUUAAGUAAAUAAUUGUUUUCAUAACAGCCAUAUGUUCUUAUUAAUGAUUUUAUUUGUGAUUUGAAAUUGUCCCAAGCUUAUGUUUAUUUUACAAUAUACCAAAAGUGUGUUUGCUGCUACUGUACAUAUAUACUGAGUUAUAAAAACACUUAAAAAAAAAUUACAAUAUAAAAUUACAAUAUAUUAAGACUGACAAUAGAUCAUGAAGCUAUUUGACUUUUAAUUAUUUGUCUAGGAACAUUGCAAUUCUUUUUUUGUGUGUGUAGAACAGUAUUCACAUGUGCAUUUGUGAAAUUGUGUUCAUUGUUUUGAAGGAGUCUGUAUGAAAUCACUCAUAAGAACGGCUUCAUCAUUGAUGCAGUUGUCACCCAGAAAUGACAAGGCUAGACACAACCAUUUAACUCUCUCUUGAAUCUCUUCACUUUAUCAUUAAACUGAUAUGCCAUGUCAGUGUGCCCUAAUUACAUAUGACAUAUUAGACUGACUGUUCCUUUUAAAAAAAAAA